AUGUUGGGUUCCAGCAGAUACAUGUGUUUCCCUGAUGAGCUGAGAGCUAGUUUCUUGAGUCCUACUGACAGGAAGGAUAAGAAGAACCACACAAACAAGCUUCGAGAGCUGGCCUCGCUGAUCCCUGUGACCAUGAAGACCAGAAACAAGAAGCACACCAAGAAGGAGAUUCUGCUGCGUGUCCUGCACUACAUCCAGUACCUCCAGAGAAGCAUUGAUGUGGCCAAGGCUGUGCUCAAGCUCCACGGCAGCAAUAGCAAAGGGGGAUUUGUGGGACUGGGUCGGAACCCAUCUACUGGCCCAACCCGGCGGAGACACUCCACCCCCUCCAGCUCUCAGAAGUCAUGCCUUUGGGGCUCCUGCUCGAGACCCCGAAAGAAGAAGUUCACCCGAGUGUCAGAGCGCCCAACCUGGCCUCAGAAGCCUCGCCGCUCUCUGGCUCUGGACCAGCCUGAAAAUCUGGCCACUGCACAUCCAGGUCAGAAGGAAGAGAACGGGGAAGGUGCUACCUACCCAAGAGACCUCAGCCCUGGCACCCACCCCACAACUGCACUGUCCCUGUCGGAAGAUGAUGGAGGAGGGGCCCAGCUGGUGUUCCUGGACAUGGCUCAGAACAUUGUUGCCUAUGACAUGACAAGUGAUCAUGGUGCAGGGGCUCAGGAUGGUGAGCCUGACAUUGACGUCAAGGCUCAGAGCAGGGUUCAGAGGUCCUAUCUCCUCACCAGGGCACAGCCCUGUCUCAGCUCAGCCCAGCAGAAGCUAUUCUUGUGCACUUCCAGUGAGAGAGACAAAGAAGCUUCAGACAUUGACCCCUGGCUUCCUGCGUGGACCUCAGAGGACAGCCCCAAUGGGAGCCCACUGGCCUCGGGGUCUUCCCAGAUCAGUAACUGGCAUGUGACGAACUACCUGAGUGAGAUCUUAGGACUCAGCUCUUCCCUCUUCAGCUCCCCAAGCAAAACCCUGCCAGAUCAUGUCCUGGAGGAUGGCAACUACUGUUUGACUGAAGGUCUCUUGGAGUCUUCGCCUGCUGCCUGUGAACUGGAGGGCCUCCAAGAGAAGGACACACCCUCUGAGGGCCCUACAGCCCCACCUAACUUCCAGUCCUCAGUCUCACUGGACCACUGCUACCUGUCACAGCAUGAGAACAUCAAGGUGCUGUCCAGCAGCAGCUCCAGUUCCGAGUCCACAGACACGGAGUCUUUGUGGGAACAGGAGGUGAGAGGGGUGGCCAUCUACCCAGGGAGGACAGGGGUCUUCUUCCUUGCUCAGCCUUCUGUCCUGCAGCAGGCCAACCCUGUGGGCUUGCAGACCCCCAGUGAUGAGGACAGAGACUACACAUGGACUCCUACCCGACAGUCUUCUGGCCUGCUGGCAGCUGGCAAAAAGACCAAGAAGGUCCAGGCAAGCCAGGGCUCUGUGAAGCCCAAGGACAACAGAAAAGCCUGCCCUGGCCAGGCGAAGAAAAAGUGUGUCAAUGGCUUCAUCAUGUUCUGCAGAAUGAACCGGAAGCAGUACAUCCGAGCCUGUCCUGGGACUGCCUCCACAGCUGCCACCAAGGAGCUGGCUCAACUGUGGCGAGGGAUGACUCUGGAGGAAAGGAGACCAUACUGCACUAAGGCACGCAGGUUCAGCCGCCAGCACAACCGCAUUGUGAAGCGGGAGAGCUCCAGCAGUGAGGACGACGAUGGGGAGACCCCUAAGCCCUUCUACCAGCUGCUGGCUGAGAAGGCCCAAGUGUCUUUGGGGCUGGCUUCACUGCCCUCCCCUCACUGCCAGCGGGAGGGGCAGUCCCUGCUGGGUCUGUCAUCUGCUUAGCUCCCAGGCCCCCCAAUGAGUGUUUCCCCUGGGCCUCAGUAGGCACUGCCAAGGGUCCCCUGCCCAGCACCCAGACCCAGAGAGGAAGUGUUAUUUACUGACCCAAGGCUCCGUCCUCUGCCUUGUACAUAGACAGCCCUCCCCACCUGCUCUUACAGGAUGGGUGCCCCAGAUGAAAUGCAGAGCUCCCAGAAUCGUAUGUUUCAACCCUGUUUGUUUUCGUUGCAUCCUUCCCUGCUCUAUUAGUCUUAAAAUGAAAUGGAACCCUUUUUACGAGCAGGGAGAGAAGGAAUGCUGUGUCCCAGAUCCCUUGGCCCUUGUGUGGGCUUUCCACAUAUCAAAUGCGGAAGCCCUUUGCUUCUGAAAGCCCACAGGUAUGAACUCAACCCCUUUACCUCAGAAAUCCAGUCUUGGGAUGUGGUGACCCACGUUCAUAAUUCCACCAUUCAGGAGGCUGAGGCAGGAAGUAGGAUUUGAGGCCAGUGUGAA
Messenger RNA from Cricetulus griseus (Chinese hamster), 2304 nucleotides. The record is from RefSeq and is a predicted model, not a curated record. NCBI's taxonomy places the organism in Eukaryota, Metazoa, Chordata, Mammalia, Rodentia, Cricetidae.